ACCCCGCAUAGCGUGGUGCUGCCUCGUGCCCCGGUCCCGCAAAUAAAUAUAAACAGUUACUCCACGGCAGUUUCGCCAAAUUUCUCUCCCCAUCUUCACUUCACUCUCACACACAACAUACACUAUGUUGACCGACGAACAAAUCGCAGAAGCUCGGCGCCAGAACGCCCUCACCGUCGGUGAGGAGCUUGCAGAUAUUCUCCCCAUCUCAGAGAAGCCCUGGUGGCGCCAGUCUCACCUUCUCAAGCUUAACGCUCGUAUAUUAGCAUGCAUGUGCUUUUCGUCCACGACUGGAUAUGACGGUUCGCUCAUGAACGGUCUUCAGUCGCUGGAUACGUGGCAAACCUUCAUGGACACCCCCAGCGGUGGCUGGUUGGGUUUCAUCAACUCCAUCAACUCCAUCGGUGCUCUUUGCGGUCUCUGCAUCGUCGGCAUGGUUGCCGAGAGAUUCGGCCGCAAAGUUCCUCUUCUUAUUUGCAUUGCUUUUAUCUCUCUCGGUGCCGGUCUCGGAGCCGGUGCCAAAAACAUCGCCAUGUUCAUCAUCGGCCGUUACUUCAUUGGUUUUGGUUCUUCUUUCGUCCUGGGUGCGCCCUUGAUGAUUGCUGAGAUUUCCUACCCUACUCACAGAGCUCGUGCUACUUCCCUUUACAACUGUUUCUACUACCUUGGCUCCCUUAUCUCUUCUUGGGUUAUCUUUGGUGUUCGUCACCUUGACAGCUGGAGUUGGCGUACACCCACUCUUCUGCAGUGCGGAAUUCCCGUCCUGCUCUUGCUCCCUGUCCUCUCUCUCCCCGAGUCUCCGCGUUGGUUGAUUUCCAAGGGCAAGCACGCUCAGGCCCGUGAGGUCCUCGUCAAGUACCAUGCCGGUGGCAACCAGGACUCUGUUCUCGUCGACUUCGAGAUGGAGGAGAUUUCCCGCACCAUCGAGCUCGAGAGAUUUGCCGCGAAGGAAAGCUCGUGGGCUAACUUGUGGGCUACCCCCGGCAACCGCCACCGUCUGUUCAUCACCAUCUCUCUUGGUUUCUUCUCCCAGUGGAACGGUGUCGGUGUCGUCAGUUACUACCUCUCCAAGGUCCUUACCUCGGUCGGCAUCACCUCCACCACCAAGCAGACUCUUAUCAACGGUUUCCUCCAGUUGUGGAACUUGCUUUGCGCUCUGUUCUCGGCUUACGUUGUUGACUACGCCGGACGCAGAAUGCUUUUCUUGGUCUCUGGCAUCGGCAUGUUCUGCUCGUACGUUAUGAUCACUGGCUUGUCUGGCGCGUUCGCCGAGACUGGCAACAACUCCACCGGUAUUGCUAUGAUUCCGUUCUUGUUCAUCUACUACGGAUUCUACGAUAUCGCCUUCACUCCCCUCCUCUUUGCCUACCCUGCCGAAAUCUGGAACUACAUGAACCGUUCGCGCGGUCUCGUCGUCGUCCAGGUCUCGUCUUUCUUGGCCCUCAUCUUCAACCUGUUUGUCAACUCCAUCGCGCUCGACAACAUCGCGUGGAAGUACUACUUUGUCUUCAUCGGAGUGCUCAUCGUCGUCAUCAUCACCACCUACUUCACCUACCCUGAGACUCGUGGCCACACCCUUGAGGAGAUGGCCCAGGUCUUCGACAAGGACGAGGUUGAGGACGAGGAGGCCAACCGCCACGUCAAGGACAUCCUCGACAGCAUGCACGACAAGAUCCAGGAGGAGCGCGCUGAGACGGCCGAGCAAGCUGAGAUGACCGAGUUCAGCAGCAGCAGCCGUGCUUAGAUGUAUUUUUCUUUCUCUGUUUCUUUUUCAAAUCAUUUUAUUUGGUAUAGUCAUCUUUGGAGCGCUGUUCUGUUUUGUUUGUAUAUAUUUAAAAUAUUGCUUUGAUGGUAUGAUUGCGGGCAACAAUUUUAGAUAGAUUCAUAGAUUUUGAUAAUAUACUUGUUGUAUCCAAUUCUCUUGCACGUAAAACUCAUAUAAUAGUUGCUUAGAAAUGCUGGAUAUGCAGCAGACAAUCUCCGA
This is a messenger RNA of Myxozyma melibiosi, 1984 nucleotides long. RefSeq names its product general substrate transporter. The transcript is spliced from 3 exons. The record is from RefSeq and is a predicted model, not a curated record. Lineage: Eukaryota; Fungi; Ascomycota; Lipomycetes; Lipomycetales; Lipomycetaceae. Gene Ontology annotation, molecular function: carbohydrate:proton symporter activity. Bases 125 to 1744 code for a protein of 539 amino acids. Gene Ontology annotation, cellular component: membrane. Gene Ontology annotation, biological process: transmembrane transport; carbohydrate transport.